UCCUUAGCUAUGUUGGGCCUUGGUGACAAAACCAGAUAAACCCGGUCUCUGCCAAAGCAGCCAUUGUUCUCCAUGGAGCAUAGCCACCACUCCAUGGAGUAACCAUUGUUCUCCUAGGAGCACAAUUGUACUCCUAGGAGUCAUUAUACUGUAGCGAGUAGCACCUCCGACUAUAAGUAGUAGGGGGUUUAGUAUAGGAAUACCUCAGUUGUUUCUAUAGCCUCUCGGGCAGCGGCUGAGUUUCACUUAGGUUUUAUUACCGACUAUGUCGGAGCCUUUGACAACAGGACAUUGUGCCUCUAUUCUCAUCCAAUACUGCCCUGCUUGCAUCGGAGGUACUGUCUUUGGGAGGCCUCUAGAUGAAGGUGGUGAUAUCCACGUCGCUACUGAUGGCAAUUUCCAUCAUUGUUACGCUUGUGAUGUACAAGCUUGGUAACAAGAGGGUUUCUGG
This is a messenger RNA of Serpula lacrymans var. lacrymans S7.9, 451 nucleotides long. RefSeq lists its product as uncharacterized. NCBI's taxonomy places the organism in Eukaryota, Fungi, Basidiomycota, Agaricomycetes, Boletales, Serpulaceae. The record is from RefSeq and is a predicted model, not a curated record. Bases 266 to 436 code for a protein of 56 amino acids. The transcript is spliced from 3 exons.